CUCCCUUCCCACGCCCCAGUGCGCUGUGGGAUAGUGACACUAUAAAGUAUAUCCUCUCUCGGAGAAAGAUAAGAAGCCCGAGACAGGAGGGGGAUGAAGAUGGCGGACGCCAAGCAGAAGAGGAAUGAGCAGUUAAAGCGCUGGCUGGGCUCGGAAACGGACCAGGAGCCUCCUGUUCUGAAAAAGAAGAAGACGAAGGUGAAGUUCGAUGAUGGCGCCGUGUUUCUGGCUGCCUGCUCAAGCGGCGAUACCGAGGAGGUGCUCCGAAUGCUUGACCGGGGCGCUGACAUCAACUACGCCAAUGUAGACGGUCUCACCGCCCUCCACCAGGCAUGCAUAGAUGACAAUGUUGACAUGGUUACUUUCCUGGUGGAGAACGGAGCUGCCAUCAACCAGCCCGACAAUGAGGGCUGGAUCCCCCUCCACGCUGCAGCCUCCUGUGGAUACCUGGACAUAGCAGAGUAUCUCAUCGCCCAGGGUGCCAGUGUAGGAGUUGUGAACAGUGAGGGUGAGACUCCGCUGGACAUCGCAGAAGAGGAGGCGAUGGAGGAGCUCCUUAAGAAUGAGAUCAACAAACAAGGGGUGGAUAUCGAAGCAGCCCGGAAAGAGGAGGAGCGGAUCAUGCUGAGGGACGCCCGGCAGUGGCUCAACAGCGGCCAGAUCCAAGACAGCCGGCACGCCAAGUCCGGAGGAACGGCGCUCCACGUUGCUGCUGCGAAAGGAUACGUCGAGGUUUUAAAGCUUUUAAUCCAAACAGGGUAUGAUGUAAAUAUUAAGGACUUUGAUGGCUGGACUCCUCUCCAUGCAUCAGCACACUGGGGCAAAGAGGAGGCAUGUCGGAUACUGGUGGAGAGUCUCUGUGACAUGGACCUCAUUAAUAAAAUGGGUCAGACUGCUUUCGAUGUAGCAGACGAAGAUGUUGUGGGACACUUAGAAGAACUACAAAAGAAACAGAAUCUGCUGAUCGGUGACAAAAAAGACGUUAAGAAAUCUCCUCUGAUUGAAAUGCCAACCACUGGGGAUAACAACCAAUCACUGAAACCGAUCAAGAGCAAAGAGACGCUGCUUCUGGAGCCAGAAAAGAGCGCCCUACGCAUUGAGACCUUAGAGCCGGAGAAGGUGGAUGAAGUAGAGGAGGGGAAGAAGGACGAAUCGAGCUGCUCCAGUGAGGAAGAGGACGACGAAGAUUCAGAGUCGGAGACUGAAGCAGACAAGAGCAAGCCUGCAGCAUCGGUGAGCAACAGCACGACGCCCGCCCCUGCCGACAUCCCCGUGUCGCCUCCAACCAGCCCAACCAACCAGAACCCUCCCCCUGCCGGAAAGGUCGCAUCUAAGGUGGUGGAGGACGACAGGAAGGACGAGUCUCCUGCAUCGUGGCGGCUGGGUUUGAGGAAGACGGGCAGCUACGGGGCGCUGGCGGAGAUCACGGCCACCAAAGAGGCUCAGAGGGAGAAGGACACGAGCGGGGUGAUGCGCUCUGCCUCCAGCCCCCGCCUGUCCUCCUCUCUGGACAACAAAGACAAAGAGAAGGAAAAAGAUAAAGGAACUCGGCUUGCUUACGUUGCCCCCACCAUCCCCAGGAGACUGGCCAGUACUUCGGACAUCGACGAGAAGGAGAACAGGGACUCUACUGCUCUGAUACGUAGUGGCUCAUACACCCGGCGACGCUGGGAUGAUGACCUGAAGAACUCCGAAGGAAGCGCCUCCACCAACCGAACCCCCAGCUACCAGCGCAGCACGUCCCACACGCUAGCACUAGGGCGGAGCGGCAGCACGCGGGACGUGCCAGCCAAGUCUUCGUCCACCUCCAGCUUGGACCCUAACACCUGUAACACUAAACCCUGGCAGCCACCCACCUCCCACUACCAGUCUUACAGCAUUUACCGCAGCAGCUCCUUUGGCAGAAGGAACGAGGACUUGGGUUCCUCGACCACCACCUCGCCCUCUUCGACCACCACCUCACCCUCUUCGACCACCACCACCACCACCACCACCACCACCUCUGUUACCUCGCCCACAGGCCAUCGCGGACUGCUCUCCAGCCUGGGCUCCUCCUCCACCCGCACUGGCUCCACCAGUCUCACCAGCAGGUACUGGUCAGAGGAGAGUGCAGACAGGGAGAAGGAGAAGGAGUCUGCCGCCGUCAUCCCUACUAUAAACACUGGCUCCACGACCACCUCGUCCUCCACCACCACCACCGCCACAUCCACCACCACUGGCAUUGUCACUGGCUCUGAAAGACGCAGGUCAUACCUGACGCCAGUGCGAGACGAGGAGUCAGAGUCUCAGAGGAAAGCUCGCUCCAGACAGGCUCGACAGUCGAGGAGGUCCACCCAGGGUGUAACUCUGACUGACCUGCAAGAGGCUGAGAAAACCAUCGGCAGGAGUCGGCCCCCAAAGACCCGAGAGGAGGAGAAGGAGGAGAAAGAGAAGCAGGACAAGGAGAAGCAGGAAGAGAAAAAGGAGAUGGAGACUAAGGAAGACGAUUACCGGUCGAAGUACCGCAGCCUCGAAGAGCGCUACCGGCCUUCGUCUUCCUCCUCUACCUCCGCCAUUUCCUCGGUCAGCACUGCAUCCACCCCGUACUCUAGCACCGGCUUGUCCUACAGCUCCAGCUCCCUCAACAGGCCCAACAGUCUGACGGGGAUCACCUCCUCCUACAGUCGCUCCUCCAGAGACACGGAAAAAGAAAUGGACAAAAGGGAGGAGGAGAAGGAGGGAGAGGACAAGUCUCAGCCUCGCUCCAUACGGGAUCGCAGGCGGCCCCGCGAGAAGAGACGCUCCACCGGGGUCUCCUUCUGGACCCAAGAGGGUGACGACCCUGACCAGCAGUCAGACUCGGAGGACGGCAGCAUCAAGGGAGAGCCACAGAGUGACAGAUUGUCCAGGAACGAGAGCAGCACUUCAACCUUAGAUCGCAACGACACUCUUUAUAGCCGCGGCUAUGGAGAGAGUCGGAGGACAUACUCUAGCCGACUGGACAGAGACGACACCACUGACUAUAAGAAGCUCUACGAGCAGAUCUUAGCUGAGAACGAGAAGUUGAAGGCCCAGUUACGUGACACAGACCUGGAGCUGGCAGACUUGAAGCUACAACUAGAGAAGGCCACACAGAGGCAGGAACGCUAUGCCGACCGAUCACAGCUUGAGAUGGAGAAAAGGGAAAGAAGAGCUCUAGAAAGGAAGAUAUCUGAGAUGGAGGAGGAACUUAAGAACCUCCCCCAGGUAAAGCAGGUUCAGGCCCUGCGGCAGGUGAAGGAGCGGCUGCAGGCUGAGAACCGGGCCCUGUCCCGCGUCUUGGCAAAGCUCUCGCAGUCCGCCUGCAGCCAGCUGCCCACCGUCGACCUCUAAGCCACGUCCGUUUGUCCACCACCAUCUCCUCCUGUUCCUCCUCUCCUCCUUCUUCUUCCUCCUCACCUCCCCCUCCCAACCCCAUUCUUCUCAUGCUCCAUCCGUGCUCUGCCCGCUCACAUAGACAGGCAGGUGUCCAGCCGCCCAAACAUCACUGGUUUUGUAAAACUCCCCUUUCCAGCCCCCUCUGCCUCCCCAGAGCUUUUGGUUUUCAGAUUGGGGAGGGUGCCUUUUUCUGUUUUUGGUUUGGAGUUUUUACAACAGGACACUCUCCUUUUUACAGUACACAGCUGGAAGGUGAUUUUCACACAUUUCGUCAUAUUAAAAACAACUUGAAUAUGUCAAACUAACUGGAGAAAAAGCUUAUUUAAGUACAAUUUAAAGCUGGGGUAGGCAGUUCUCUGAAAAAUGCAUCAUUCAUUUAAUUUGAUCAUCAUCAUCCCUAUUUUUAUUCUGAUCUUAGCAAACUUCUGUAUAGUCGUACUAUGAUGUAGGGCUCUUGCUAGCUAUAAUAUUUGCAUAGCAUUCCAGAAAAUGAGAGAAAGUUGCUAAUAGUUUAGCAUUUUGCUAACCGUAGCCGUGAGCUAACCACAGCUCCGCCCCUUUGUUUACAUUUAGCAGAAGAGUUCAACUUUUAGCGACUUGUUCCCUCCAUUUCUCAAAAACUUUGCAUUGAAUCUAUUUGUGUACUCCUCUAAAUAGUCUUCCAGCCAAUCGGAAUCCUUCUCUCUGAAAUGACCUGUGAUUGGCCUGAAUCCCCCUUCACAGGCUAUGUUUUAUUAAAACUGAGCGGGAGGAGUCUAGUUCCCCUCUACUUUAUUUACAACAUGCUGCAAGGUGUUUAAGCUCAUUUAAAAAAGCUGCCUACCCCAGAGUUAAAGGUUUCUAAAUGUACUUAAAGUUGUAUUAUAAACAAACGCACCAAGUACUGUGAAGGAAAGUGUCCUCUGUAGUUUCUGGUGUUGAUGCUUCCAUUAGAGGGGGCUCUGGUUCAGUUUGGCUUGACCUGGCUUCUCUGCAUGAAGUGGCUUCUUCCUUUUUUAUGCAUCCACUUUUUGUCCCAAAUCUUCAGGGAAUGAAACGUUUUUCUUUCUCCCUCCUUACUCCCCACGUUUGAAUUUGACGGAUGACAUCAACAAAUGUUAGCUGCAUUGUGCCCGAUCAGUAUUAUUUAUCAAGUCAAGGAUAUACUUCAGAUAAUAACUGAAUAAUGUAAACCUACAGUUGAUCGUCUCCUGUAAUCAAUGAAUGCGUUUGUUUUAAAGGGGACUGAAUCUUUUGUUGGAGUGUCACUGAUGUAAUUGAUUUCCACCACAACACCAGUUAAAUAUAAAUAUUUAUAACAGCCUGGUUGAAGUAAUAUGUACUGCAGCUUAUACAGGUGAAUAAUAUUUCUCUACUUUUCCAAAAUCAGCAAUCCAGCAAACCUAAAUUCAAAGUCAGAAGUGUUCAUAUAAAGUCUGUACAAAUAUGCAUCCAUCAUGCAUCACUAUACACAUCCAAGUAGAGUGCCGUCAGUCUGUCAUGACGAGUGAAGCAUUACUUUAGAUACUGUGGAAUCAGGGAGGUGUCAUGAGAGGAAAAUAAAUAUAAAUAUUUACCUUUUGCCUUAUCCAGUCUGUUUGUUCAUGUGAGCACUUUCGAACAAUACUGGACCAAACCCUUUAUUUUCUAACGUGUAAUUUACCUAUUUGUCCUCCUGACACCCGGCAGUUUAAGAUAACACACAAAGAUCUCACAUGUUCUGUACACUAGAUCAAAAAUUUAAAAAGCUCUUGUUUGCUGUGUAUGUAUUUUGUGGCUGCCGGUGAGCAGCCGUUCAGAUCCUGCAUGGCUUUCUCAGGAUCUCUGGCCUGUGGUGUGCCCGCUUUUUUUGACUUCCCUCUAUCUUGACUCGGAACAAGGAAGUCAACUUUUUUUUUAUUGAAGGAGAAAAUAAAACAUGAUUGAUGCUGUGUGACUCCAAAGAUUUGCUUUGUACACAGGCUGCCAUUAACCGUUUGUGAAACUGGUUUAACAACAGCUGAAUGUGUGGAGACUCGUCUAAGCCUUCUCUCUCUGUGUCUCCUCCUCCCUU
Trematomus bernacchii (emerald rockcod) is the source of this 5428-nucleotide messenger RNA. It is a transcript of the gene ppp1r12a, whose product is annotated as protein phosphatase 1, regulatory subunit 12A. Lineage: Eukaryota; Metazoa; Chordata; Actinopteri; Perciformes; Nototheniidae. Gene Ontology annotation, molecular function: protein kinase binding; enzyme inhibitor activity; phosphatase regulator activity. The record is from RefSeq and is a predicted model, not a curated record. Bases 94 to 3351 code for a protein of 1085 amino acids. Gene Ontology annotation, biological process: signal transduction. Gene Ontology annotation, cellular component: cytoplasm; Z disc; A band. The transcript has 26 exons.